Gavia stellata (red-throated loon) is the source of this 4044-nucleotide messenger RNA. RefSeq names its product forkhead box K2 (gene FOXK2). The transcript has 12 exons. NCBI's taxonomy places the organism in Eukaryota, Metazoa, Chordata, Aves, Gaviiformes, Gaviidae. Gene Ontology annotation, molecular function: RNA polymerase II cis-regulatory region sequence-specific DNA binding; DNA-binding transcription factor activity, RNA polymerase II-specific. The record is from RefSeq and is a predicted model, not a curated record. Bases 84 to 2096 code for a protein of 670 amino acids. Gene Ontology annotation, biological process: regulation of transcription by RNA polymerase II.
GUAAAUCAAAUUUCAAACAUUUUCUGCUCUUCAGAGGAAGAUUCUAGUUUUGUCUCUGAAUCUGGCCUUUCAGAAGGCUUACAAUGUCACUUCCAGCAAAGAGAUGUGGAAGGCCCCCAGUGUUGUCUUUUCUGGAAAAGAAAAAGAGAAAGCAAAGUCUUGAUAGGAGAAGGGGGAAGACAAGGAUUUAUGUGGGCAAUCACAUUGACCGGUGGUUGACACUUAAGGAAAAGCUGGAUUUCAGAAAUGAUGCGGAAGUUGCAGGGUUUUUACUGGACUUGUAUGACAGCUGUGACCCACUGUCAAAAUCUCCGAUCUGUUCCCUCCCUGAGGGCACGAGAAGAAUUACUGUGAAAGAAGAAAGAGCAUUGUCAGGCAGCACUUCCUUAAUAGCAGCUGAUGGAACGUAUGACAAUGGUGAGCAGUUGUCUAAAGCAUCUGCUUGUUCUGAACUUGGAGAUGUGAGAAUUGUAACCGUGAAAGAAGAGAGAGAGAUGCCACGUGACUGCUUGUCAAUAGAGACAGAUGACACCUGUACUUUCAGGUUUCCCAGCACAAACAUCAAGAUAACAUUCACAGCUCUGGCCAAUGAAAAGAGAGAAAAACAGGAGGCCCCGGAGUCCCCAGUGAAGCCUGUGCAACCCCAGAUCUCUCCCUUAACAAUAAACAUUCCAGACAACAUGGCUCACCUGAUCAGCCCUCUGCCUUCUCCCACAGGAACUAUCAGUGCUGCAAAUUCCUGCCCAUCUAGCCCCCGUGGUGCAGGCUCUUCAGGGUACAAAAUGAGUCGUGUAAUACCAUCUGACCUACAUUUAAUGGCUGACAAUUCACAGUCAGAAAAUGACAAGGAAGCAUCGGGUGGAGAUAGCCCAAAGGACGACUCUAAGCCACCUUACUCCUAUGCACAGUUAAUAGUACAAGCAAUUACAAUGGCACCUGAUAAGCAGCUUACACUAAAUGGAAUUUAUACGCACAUAACUAAAAACUAUCCAUACUACAGGACAGCAGACAAGGGCUGGCAGAAUUCAAUACGUCACAAUCUCUCUCUGAAUCGUUAUUUCAUCAAAGUACCACGUUCCCAGGAAGAACCAGGCAAAGGCUCAUUCUGGAGGAUAGACCCUGCCUCUGAAAGCAAAUUAAUAGAGCAGGCUUUUAGGAAAAGGCGGCCUAGGGGAGUACCUUGCUUUAGAACCCCUCUGGGACCACUCUCUUCUAGAAGUGCCCCAGCUUCUCCUAAUCACUCUGGAGUGUUGUCUGCACACUCCAGUGGAGUCCAGACCCCCGAGAGUCUGUCCAGGGAAGGAUCUCCAGUCCCAAUGGAACCUGAGCCUACUGCUAUCCAGCCAAAACUAGCGGUAAUACAAGAAGCGCGAUUUGCACAGAGUGCCCCAGGAUCACCUCUAUCUAGCCAACCAGUUCUAAUUACUGUACAACGGCAGCUACCACAAACUAUUAAACCCGUCACCUACACUGUUGCAACUCCUGUGACAACAUCGACAUCCCAGCAGCCUGUAGUUCAGACAGUGCAUGUUGUCCACCAGAUACCAGCUGUGUCUGUCACAAAUGUGACUGGAUUAGCACCAGCAAACACUUAUACUGUAGCUGGACAGGCAGUAGUCACGCAAGCUGCGAUGGUAACCCAGCCCAAGGUAGAACCUCAAGAGAAUGGAGAUCACAAGGAAGUAAAAGUUAAAGUGGAGCCUAUACCUGCUAUUAGUCAUGCUACAAUAGGAGCUGCUAGUCGUAUCAUUCAGACAUCUCAGACCACACCCUUACAGACAGUUACUAUAGUGCAACAGGCACCUCUAGGUCAACACCAGCUACCAAUAAAAACUGUAACGCAGAAUGGAACGCACAUAGUACCUAUCACCACUGCGAUACAAGGACAGGGCAACGCUGCUGCUGCGAGUCCUUUGCAUAUGUUAGCAACCCAUGCAUCUGCAUCGGCAUCUCUUCCAACAAAGCGCCAGAACGGAGACCAGUCAGAACAGCAGGAACUCAAACGUAUCAAAACAGAAGAUGGAGAGAGCAUAGUCAUAGCUGUUAACGUGGACACCCCGUCUGUGGCAGUGAGUGAUAAAGGCAGCCAGAACUAGAAACUUAGGGGAGUUUUCUUUUUUUUUUUUAAAAAAAUAAACUCCAUGGUGCCAAAAGGAGACGCUUAAAUAUAACACCUAAAAUGUUGGAACAUGUUCUCACGCAGUGGGGAAAGGGGCCCUGUGAUCAGACUUCAACUUUCAGCACUGAAAAAACCCAACACAGGUGGCCUUAAAACUUGGUAAUUUAAAGUCAAACUGCAAAACAUCUUGUUCCAGAGGCUGUGACCCCCGCUCCUCCCUGCCCCCUACUGAACUGUGUACGCUGAGAAGUACAGUGUUGGGGAGGGCUGCAGCUUUAAAAAAAUCUUUAUCAGAUUAUUUUAAGGACUGAGUAUCUCAGUGUAACGGCAGCAUGAUAAGCGCUUAGUGUGAACUGGUUUCAAACGAUUGUAUAUUCCUUAAAGGGAACAGAGGCAAGGAGCCAUUUCCUACAUCUUGGCAGCUAGCCUUUCAUAAUGACCUACCCGAUGCAGUUGUUGGUAGAUAUGCAGUAUUUUGUUGUUCACAUGUGGAAUUAGAAAUUUUUGAGGUGUAUUUUCAUUUCUUUGCAAAAUAAUGGGGUCUUUGACAUUUCAAAUCACUCCAUUUCUACUCCGGAAACUUUGGAAUCACACAAUACUUUUCAUGUGAAAUUUUGUUUGGUAAAAAACUGAAUGUAGGGUUUUUUUAACCAAUGGAAUGAUUUACUUUUGUCUGUCCUGUUAAAGUUCAGAUAAAGCUACUUUAUUACAUCUGCAAAUUUUCAUAUUUUAGCAGUUGCCUGAUAAAUUUAAUCAAAUUUUAUUACCAUGUGUAGUGAUCAAAUGCUUCUUUGGGCUUGCAUGUAACUGAUUAGAAAUUACAAUGUAAAUGAGCCGUUAACUGACGUAAAGAACUGCUAUGAAUUUGACCAGAGCUGCACUUAUCUGUUUCUCUUUCUGCUACCUUUUGCUGUUUGUUACUUUGUGUUGACUUUGACUGUCCCUGGCAUAUUUUUCCAGUCUAAAGUAAAACAAGAGUCUCGCUUAAUAUUGUGUAUGUUUAAGAUAACAGACUGUUCUUCAUUUAGAAAGAUAAAAUUCUUUAUCACAAGUCCUUUUAAAAAGAGAGUAAAAUUAUCUUGUCAGAGGUAUAUUCGAUAUUUUUAAGCUUAAGCACCCAUCAGUAGAAAUUAAUCUGACCAGUCUCUCCGUAACACUUUUGAUGUCAUACACUGACCUUUUGGGGUCUCCAUUAAGAGUAGCUGUUGUGGUUUUCUAACAGUGGCUACCAUAUUAUUAUAAUAAUUUUUUUUUUAAGUGUGUGUUCUGCAGUUGAACAUUUUAAAACGUAUUGGUAAUUUCUCACUUUAAUUGUGGUAAUAGAUUCCACUUUACAUUUCAAAAUUAAAUUUAAACGUAAGGCUGCUGUUCAGUCUUUAAUUCACAUAACGUCUUAUUUCCUCAUGCAGUAAGGUGAGUGAAAGCUAGAUAGUGGGCUUAAUUUGAAUCUGAUUUUUGUCAUUUUCUGUAAUAAUGAUGCAUUAUUUAUAUUUCCUUUUCCACUACAAAAGGAAAAACUGUAUUUUCAUGAUGGGACUGAACAGUUUGGAGUGGUUUAUUUAGGCAGCUUUUGGGAACUAUUUACCUAAAGACCAAAUAUGAGAAAUCUGUACAAGUUUUGUGUUCAUCCACAAAAUGGAACUGUUACAAUGUCUCUGCAGAUAAUGCAUAUUAAAAAACUAUGAAAAAAAACUCUACACAAGCUGAAUUUAUAACAGGCAUUUAAAAAAAAAGCAUAACCUGAAAAGAAACAUUUCUGUAAAAUUGCAACUUUUUCUUUAGAGGUUUUAAAAAUAAAAAAAGUAAAGUUUUAACAUACUUUUUUUAAGAAAAAAAAAAUCCAGUACUAGUAAUUUAAUUUGGUGUUGAAUGAAUUGACUAGAAUGUGGUUUAUUUUCAGAAGUGAGAAUCUGUUCACAACUAGG